AUGUCUCCACAAUCGCGCGUGCAACAGGGUCUGGGCCCAAGAACCCCACUUCGUAUUUCGACGCCUGCUGCAUUUGAAACUCCAAUGUCAUUACCGGGCUUGCUGGGUGGUGGCGCGGAGUGCGGUCCUGUGAACCCACUGCAGCAGCUAGGAAAACGGUUCGGACAAGAUCGUGGUGCACAGUUCGAUAAGUUCCAGCAUGGACCUGACGCUGCCCCUGGGCGGCCUACCGCCUUUCGCUCCCAAGUGUCGGCUGCCGGUCCAGCUGAUCCAGCCUUCUUUGCAUCUGGGCCUGUCGCACCUUUCCAUGUAGACCAGCUGCGCGAGUCUCUUCCACAAGUUGUGCCACAUGAGCAAUGGGCGCCGUCACAAGCUGUGAUGGAAACAUCAUUCCACCGUCAGCAGCACACCCCUGUACCUGUGUCCUCGACAAGUGCCACGCCGGCAUGGGCUCAAGACUUUUUACAUGCGACACGCACUUCGACAAAACAUACCGCUGUGCAGCCUGCAUCAAAUAUACACCCAGUUCCUGCUGGUGCCGCUGCUGCCACUGUGCCGCGUGGCAUGCCGCCGCUUGCAAGCCAGUUCCAUCGCCCGUUACACGCGGUACCCGUGAUGGGACAGCAUCUGCAGGAUUCGCUCGUAAGCCGCGCGCACAACGAUGAUCUCGCAUAUGUGAGCCAAUCAACAUGGGACUCUGCCUUCACUGCGAUUGAUGCACAAACACAGCAGCCAAACGAGUCAGCUGCGAUCCCAUCUGAGACACAGCUUGAUACCAUGAAUGCCGAUCAAUUAGCACAGACAGCAGAGCGUCUGCUGAAUGCUGUUCAGCAUGACUCAAGUGAAAAGUUCCAGCAGAGCGAGUUUCUGCAACUCAUGCGUAAGCUUCGUGAUCGUGUAGCCGAAGUCCGCGGCGACCAAAUCGUCGAUCGUGAUGCCAAAGGUAAAGCGAAGGCACAUGGACCGCCGUCGCAAGCAGAUCUCGAUACAAUGCUGCAGCAUGCCACACCGUACGGGUCGCAGCGUGAGACGCAGCAGGAGAACCAGCACCAUGGCCAUGCGCAGACGCUUAUUCCUGAUGCCCUCGCGGACUUGGACGAGUUUUGGCGCGAAGAAGACUUGGCCAAAGAGCGCGCUUCGUCUCAUCCCAAUACAUUCCUUGGCGAUGGUGGUGACGUCGCAGCGCGUAUGCUUGAGGACGACGCUUUUUCGCGACAACAACACAACCAGCAGGAUCGUGGUAUGAAUGGCGACGAUCUGAUUGCACAGGAAUACAACAAGUGGACCUCGUUGGGAACAAACGUGCCGGGUGCGAGUUCUGAGUGGCAGGAGGCUUUUGAUUCUGACGAGCAUGACCAAGACUUUGUUGGCCGCGCAUGGCUCGGCAAAAAGGGUCAUGGCUUACCAGGUGCUCAAAAUGCUGAAUGGGCGAAGCUGCAGAGUGACUGGGAUGAGUUUGUUGCGACACCUGACGGUAUCAAGUCACACAAUCGCACGCACGAUCCAUUCCCUUACGAGACGCCUGCGUAUCGGUUCCAUGAUGCAAAUCCGUACAUGGCGAACAUGACUCGGAAUCAUGCAGCGCACUCGCCACCGGGGAUGUUGGACACGGUGUUGGAGCACGAAGCAGCGGUGCAAGAAGAUCCCAAGGAUGCGAGUAAGUGGUAUAAUUUGGGCCUUCGACAGCAAGAGAAUGAGCGCGAGACCCAAGCUAUUGCUGCGUUGCACGAAGCUCUAAAGAUCGAUCCCGCCAUGAAAGAGGCCUGGCUUGCUUUAGCCGUCAGCUAUACAAAUGAAAAUGACCGUGACGAGGCGUUGGAGGCAUUGGACCGCUGGAUCAAGGUCAAUGACAAGUACCAAGCGGUCGUACAAUCGUAUCAACAAGCACGUGGUCGGCAAGGUCAGGAUCGACACCGUCAACUAGCGAAUAUGCUUUUGGCCAUGGCCCGCUCGCGUGCGCAGGACAUAUCCGAGCCAGUGGAUGCCGACGUUCAGGUGGCCAUGGGUGUCUUGUUCAAUGCGUCGGGCGAGUACAGCAAGGCUGUUGAUUGCUUCACAACAGCUCUACACGUGCGCCCUGACGACUGGAUCCUGUACAACCGUAUUGGUGCGACACUGAGCAAUUCUGGUCGCUCAGAAGAAAGUCUUCAAUACUACCAGCAGGCAUUGACGUUGCGUCCCGACUUUGCUCGCUGCCACUUCAAUCUUAGCAUUUCCUGUUUAAACCUCAAGAUGUACACGGAAGCGGCUGAACAUGCGUACACAGCUCUUACACUCCAGCAGGCGUCCGAAGAUGACGACAUGCCUGGUGUUCAAAACAAUAGUCUCUGGGAGAUUUUGCGUGUCUCUCUUGACCUAAUGCGGCGUCCCGACCUGGCCAGACUUUGCAUGACGCGUGACAUCAACCAAAUCCAUCUCGAUCAAAUCGUAGGCACCUCAUAG
Molecule: messenger RNA, 2442 nt
Organism: Malassezia globosa CBS 7966
Lineage: Eukaryota; Fungi; Basidiomycota; Malasseziomycetes; Malasseziales; Malasseziaceae
Exons: 4
Coding region: 1-2442 (813 amino acids)
Biological process (GO): protein import into peroxisome matrix, docking
Cellular component (GO): cytosol; peroxisomal membrane
Molecular function (GO): protein binding
Source: RefSeq, a predicted model, not a curated record